CUCUGGUUCACUGGUGCCACGUUGGCAAUCGAGUUUCUAGCGCUGAACAAUUAUCGCCAAGAGAGCUUGUAAAUUGCGUCAGUUUUCGCACCGGUGUCUUUAGACAAUAGCGGAUAUUGAAAAUGUGAAUAAAUGUCAACGUGAAAAGAGUGUCCAGGUGUAAAGCGGUUCGCGCGGACGGUGCGCUCCAAGGUGGGGCGAGGGCAGGCUCGAGUGAAUCGUCGGCUUUUCCUCGAAUUACAAUUUUACGUUGACCAGCGACGAUCGCAUACAUAUAUUCGAAUGCUAAGCUAGUGCUUCGCUAAGUAUAGUCUCGUACGGUCGGUGUUUCGUUUAAUGCGUGAGAAAUUAGUGUGAUAUAUGCCAAAUCAGAUAGUAAUGUCGUCGGACAUGAACCUGUUCGAUCUGCUAGAAGACACGUUUCUUAAAGGGGACGUUAAGGAUGAGUUAUUCGAUGAUAAUUAUGGCGACGAUGUCAUCGCGGCGGAGGAAUGCCCGACGAAUCCCGAUGACUUAUUUGCCUCAAUCUUGAAGAUGGAGGAAGAUUCGCAACUCGAUUUCAACUUGAUCGGCGAGGAUCUCGAAACUGUUCCAUCCUCUUCGUCAGAUAGUGGACUCUCUAGUAUACUGAGUCUUCCCUAUGAACAACAAUUGAGUCCAUUUUUGUCGAGGGCGGAUAAUAAUGCGGAGGAACAAAUUGAGAUUAGCAAUUCCGAUUUAAGCAGUCCACAGGACUAUGUAGACUUUGACCCUGCAGCUAGUCCAUCUCUGGGCAGCAUAGACAGUCCUGUCAGAUCUGUCAUGAGCUCUAAUAUUGGUUCACCAGCCACUGACGUGGUCGAAGAGAUGGACUAUGAACAAACUUUAGUUGCUGUCGUAACGCCAAACAAUACUAUGUCAAACACGAACGCUACUAUUGCCACAGAGCAAUCGAUUUUUGAUUCAGCACCUAAACAAGAAAUUCGUAUUACACCACAGGAAAAUACCAUGAAUGUUCGUAAUUUGACAUGUAAUGGAAAGCAGAAUAUUCGACAAUUGAUCCGCGUCACUCCUGUGGGUAAUGGAUCUGGUAAUCCACGAUCUAUUUUGUUGCCAGUGAGUCUGAAAGACAUAAAAGAAGUUCGAACUAUUAAAAUUAUGACAGCUUCUCAAGCGAAAAAUCUGAAAGGCUUUAAAAUCAAUCAAGCAAAUAUUAUCAAUAAACCUGUUCAGGUGGGCAAUAUAUACAAGAUGACUAUCAAGCAAGAGGAUUCCAGCAGUGAUAAAAGUUGCAACUCGAGUGACGAGGUGCCAUCGGAAACGGAUUCUCCUUAUCCGCGGCUCAAAUUAAAUGCCGAAGAGAAGCGACUAUUGCAAAAAGAAGGCAUCACAUUGCCAAGUCAUUAUCCAUUGACUAAGCACGAAGAACGUGAAUUAAAGAGAAUCAGACGUAAAAUUCGCAACAAGAUAUCUGCACAAGAUUCCCGUAAGAGAAAAAAGGAAUAUGUGGACGGCUUAGAGGAUCGUGUGAAACAAUGCACAGAAGAAAAUAUAAGUUUGCUGAAGCGGAUCAAGGUCUUACAGUCGCAAAAUCAAAGUCUGGCCGGUCAGUUAAAGCGACUGCAAACGCUUAUACAAAAAGGCAACAAGAGUGCUCAACCAGCAACUUGCCUAAUGGUCUUGCUGCUUUCGUUAGCUCUCGUCGCUUUACCAAACUUGCGAUCACACUCCAAUAAUAAUAAUAACGAUCUAACUCAAAAACAGGAGCAGUCAGAAAAAGCAUCAUUGGCGGGCCGUUCGAGAACUUUAUUGUAUACAAAGCAAUUAAUGGAUGAAGAACUACAGCAGUAUGGCGAAGAGCUGUUGCAGGAAGUUGAAGGUCUCUUGGACCACGAUUACAGUCCGGUAAUGCAGAUGCCUGUUUAUAAACGUGCCCGCAUUGACAGUGAAGCCGCAACUAAGUACGUCUCUUCUAUGAACCAUGUGGGAGGAACGCUUGGUUUAAAACCAUAUCUUGCCAUUUCAAAAACAAAUAAACAGUAUAUCGAGCCACCAUUGGAUGAUGUAUGGCCACCACCAAAUCCUGGUGGGCAAAAGACAGUCAAAGUAAUAAACAAGAUUGAAACUUUUACUAACGAAUUCAAAAUCAACAUCUCUGAUACUGAAGGCACUAGAACAGUUCUCGUCCAGAUGCCUCAUGAUAAAUAAAAUGAAAUAUGUUUCUCGCGUUAGCUUGAUAAUCCAUGAAAAGUAAGCAGAAAUCAUAUGUUAGGUAACAUUAGAACAGCAAUGACAAAUGGGACAAAUACGUUUCUUUUGUUUUAAGAUAUUACUAAUGGCCAAUUUCUAGCAAAUUUUUUAUAUCCAAGAUAUAGAAUAGCUUUCAGAAAAUACAAUAAUUAUACAACUAUUGAAUAACAAUUGUCUAACUACGAUUGUUAUAUGUCUAUAGAUCUAACAAUAUUAAUAUUAGUAUUUUCUAAAUGUAGAGUCAAUAUAUUUUUCAAAUAUAUCUGCUAUUGACUUUAUUAUUUACUUUAUACUACAACGAUUUAUUUAAUAUUAAACUGUAAACCGCAGGCGGCCAUAGCCAAACAUUUUUGCAAGAGAAAGUAUAUAUUUUCUUUGAUUAAUAUAAUCUAUAUACAUAUAUAGCGUGGAAAUUGUGUAGAAAUUGUCCAAGAAUUUUUAAAGAUUAGACAAUAUAUAUCAAAUAUUUAUUUAUAAAAGCUAUAUAUACAUACUUAUGAGAGUCUUAUGAUUAUAAGUGUAUUAUUCAUCAUUUUUGAAAUUAUAUAUAACAAAAAUUUUUGUAAAUAUAAUGUUUAUCAUAAAAUUUGUUAUACAUUAUUAUAGCUUUAAUGAUAAAUGCAAUAUAGCUCUAUAAUUAAUAAAGAUAUAAGAUAAGCAUGUGAAUCAUAUGUAUUUACGAUUAGAUAUAUGUAAAUAUAUUCACACAUAUGUGAAUGACAUAUAUGUCAAAAAAAAGUAUAAACAUUUAAUAAUAGGAGGUGUAUGUAUGUGCUAAUGUGUUAAGUGUAUAGUCAAUAGUUUCGAUUUUUUGAAUUUAUAUUAUCUUUGGAGCCUACCUCUCAUAGGCUAUAUAUCUUUCAUAUACAUUUAAUAUUGUCACUUUAUAAUCAAGGUAUAAUUUUAAUAUUGUCUAAAACAUUUUAAUGUUCAAUACAAAUCUUUUUUUUAUUUUAUAAAAGUAAAGGUAAUGAAAUCGAAGAAAAUUAUAAUUUGAUGGUUAAGCUAUAAUUAAAUUGUGUUGUACAUCGAUUUAAGAAUAUCUGUUUAGAAUUUGUAGCAUUAAGUUUUAUAAGCUCUGUACAAUUCGGCUAACUUAUAUUUAUGAAUUGUGUGUUCUUAUAGAUAUGUAAAAUACAAUUUUAUUAAUAUUCUGACCACCAAAUUUUCUUCGAUUAUUAUUAUGUGUAUAUAUAUAUAUAUAUAAUAUAUAUAUAUAUAUAUAUAUAUAUAUAUAUAUAUAUAUUUAUAUUUAUAUUUUUUGUUAAUCACUUCUAUGUGAUAUCUUAUUAAAAAAACAAUGUUUAGAAUAAGUGUCAUGGGCAUAAAAGUUAUGAUCAUCAUGUAGAUGUGACAAUGUAAAUCAUUCAUGUGCACAAAUCACUCAUGCAAAUAAAGAGUUAACACAAAAUAAUGAAAAACAAAUUGUUUAACUCGAUAAUUUUGCAUGUAACAAUUAAAGCGAAUAGAAAUGGUAUAGUUUUUGUUGACUUUAAAGACUGUAUUAUAUAAAGAAAGUAUAUUGAUUUAAUUUUAAAAUAUUAUUUGCUUUGUAUAAGAAUAAUUUUAUUUUUUAUAUUGGAUUAAGUUAGAAUACAUAUUGAAUUAUUUUUCACUUAUGUAUACUUGAUAGAAUAUAUAAUACACACAUAUAUACAUGCAAUUAAGUGAGAAUACUGGCACAUAUAUAUACAUAUAUGUAUGCUACAUGCACGAAAUUGUAAAUAAAAUAUAUUAUUAAAAUGUAA
Messenger RNA from Cataglyphis hispanica, 3977 nucleotides. RefSeq names its product cyclic AMP-responsive element-binding protein 3-like protein 1. The transcript is spliced from 5 exons. The record is from RefSeq and is a predicted model, not a curated record. The coding region runs from base 361 to 2187 and encodes 608 amino acids. Gene Ontology annotation, biological process: regulation of transcription by RNA polymerase II. Gene Ontology annotation, cellular component: nucleus. NCBI's taxonomy places the organism in Eukaryota, Metazoa, Arthropoda, Insecta, Hymenoptera, Formicidae. Gene Ontology annotation, molecular function: RNA polymerase II cis-regulatory region sequence-specific DNA binding; DNA-binding transcription factor activity, RNA polymerase II-specific.